This is a messenger RNA of Ochlerotatus camptorhynchus, 2803 nucleotides long. RefSeq lists its product as uncharacterized. The record is from RefSeq and is a predicted model, not a curated record. Lineage: Eukaryota; Metazoa; Arthropoda; Insecta; Diptera; Culicidae. The coding region runs from base 136 to 546 and encodes 136 amino acids. The transcript is spliced from 2 exons.
AAAAUAAAGAAAAUCGAAUUUUGAGCAAAUCGGCGGUGUUGAUAAAAGUGAUUUUGUAAAUUAAAUCGUUCCCGUAAAUUUGCUUCCUGUAGAUUAGAACAUUUACCGACGAUAUUCAAUAGAUAAUAAAGCAAAAUGAUAUCGGAUGCUUUAGGUGAUUUGGAAAAAUGUGUAGAUACAGCGGGAUCGCAGCUCGAUUCUCUGGCACUUAAGAUUACCGACGUCGAGAAGAAUCUGGACGACAAUGAUAUGGAAGGCUUGGAAACUGGAAUGAUGGAAUUGCUAGAAUCAGUCACCGAAGUGAAAAACGAAUACCAAAAUCUCCGCAAGGAUCUGCAAGAAGUACAGCAACUACAAAAGGAAAUGACAUGUUCGCUCAGGUAUCAGUUACGCACUAUGACACAAACUUUCCAUGUAUUAAAGAAAAAGAUCGAAGCAAACAAUCUACCCAUAACAUCGCUUCCACUUCCAUCGUCAUCCACCAAGCAAAUCCCCCGAGAAGGUGGAAACAUAGCAGCAAAAACACUUAACCGUAACAGGAAUUGAAACUCAUUUAGCUUCAUCAAGCAGUUUUUUUGUUUUUGUCGCCUGUCGAAUAAGUUGGCCUGCAGCAUUCUCCUCCUCUGGACUGAUUAUGUGUGUAUCACUUUCUUCCUGAUCGUUGCAUAGUUGCGUUUUAGUGCUACCUCCUAUUAUUAUUAGUUGUUAGUCAUCUCCAUUUCAUCAACAACUGAUCGCAAUCGUAAUAGAAGCUGCCACAAAUAUGACAAGGCCUGGCGAGUUAAACACGGUCAGCUCAUAUCUACAUCUUUCAUCUUCGUGCAAUUGCAACCCUUCACCUUUUCCGAUAGGUAUAUUUAGAAUUAGUUUAUGAUAAUGUCGCGUUCUAGGAUAAGCCACUACUCGCUCGUACAGUGAAAUACCGGCAAAUUUCCCCAAAUGACGAGAAAAAAUCCUACCAACUGCAAAGCUUUUAAACUCUUCAUCUAUUAUAUGUGAAUUUUUGUUUUUACACAAUAAUGUUAUUUAUUUGCUAGUAUAUAGGGAAAUGAAGAUCAUACACUACUAUCACCCCUAUUCAGUAUUCCAUUCGAAACGGAAUAGAGAAUAGGGGUGUAGAUAUAUAUUCUUUGUGUGUUUACGAAAAGCUAGCCAAUGCAUCGCAAAGGAUACAAAGCUCCAAAAAGGAAACCUAACAUUCUAUCAUCCAAGCAAAACGAAAAAGCUCUUUCAUCAUAUUCAUGACAUAUUACAGCAUUGACAGCAUUGUUUCGUGCUUCUUUUUUUGUACAAUUUAUACCAGAUCUUUUGGAAAGUCUGGAAGACGAAACAUUCUAUGUCUAGAUACCACAGAUGACUGACAAAGAUAGUGCCCUCUUUUUGUGGAAGCUGGUAUGUAUGUGUGCAAGAGUGUCUGUGCGAAAAUCUUAUUGAAAGGCUAAGAAGGUACUAAAAAAAUCAGUCCGCUGGAGAGCUGCUCUCCGACCUAUAACAUUUAGAUCUUUUCUUUAUCACGACGUUAAACCAUAACCAUCACCUAUAGAUGAUUUCUUUUACUCAAAUCAUCAUAACUGCAUAUGCGUGCUAUGUUGAUAACGUAAGGUCGCCAUUCACCAUUCAUGCUCCCGUCACCGCUCACUGUAUACGUAUUAUCAUAAUUUGCAUACAAUUACAAUUAAUACCAAUAACUCCCUCCCCAUGGACAUGGAGGUUGACGGUACUGAAGCAAAGGGUUAUGUUUAAUUUCUUUAUAUUUGCAACGAUGAUGAUUUCCCAUAGUGACACAUAUCACCUUCUUAAUGCUUCAGUAUACUACCCAUAAUCGCAUAUCAGUCCCAUCUUUGCUUGAUUUCCUAUCCAUAUGGGACUGAUAUGCGAUUAUGGGCAGUAUACCUCAAACGAUUAAUUCUUGGUUGUUAAUAGAACUUCCUUGAUGCAAUCGGCUGCUUCAUGCAGACUGAGCAAUUCUGAUUAUAGUAUCAGAUUUGUUCUGUAUACAGAGGAACUGGGAGGGCUUAUUAGAAACUUCUCACCAAUAAAGUAAUGACCUUCUAGUAAAUUUUGCAUAUCAUUUUAUUAAUAUUUUAUUUUAUUUAAGCAUAUUAUUUUUGUUACAGUCAAUUAGCUAAUACAAUACAAGAGAUUUAAUAUUACUUGCUCGGUUUUGCGUAAAUAAUCAAUAUGUAUUUUGCUUGUAAUUACCUUUGAAUUUUUUUUUGUGAUUUCAAAAUUUUCCUAGUUUGGUUAGAAGUUUCGAAGCUAACACAUGUCCACAGGCCUAAUAGAAAGAUAGACAGACAAAGCGUAUCAUGAAGAAUAGUUGCAUGCAGGGUUGCUUCCACUCACUUUCUAUAGAUGAGUGAUUUUCGGAGUUUUGAAUUCGUUAGAUGUUGUAAUGGAGGUUUGUGUUGUUGGAUGCGGGAGGGUCCAGUAUUGCCAGCGUACCUGGAACUCGUGAAUGUUGUCUGUUGUCAACAGGUGUGGACGUAGCGACCAAAAACCACGACCAGGUUCGCGGCUUGAUUGAAGAAGACAAAUUCGCGUUGUUACGGCUUUAUGGUCAGAAAAACAGCAAACAUGCGCAUCAGCUGUUCUCAGCUGACUUCGUAGACCCUGGCUAACGUACAUACGGUCUAGGCGAGAAGAUGAGUUGUGUGUAAUGUACGUGUAGCCCGGUAUAUCUGGACAGAGUUGUUCCCAAACAUCGAGGAGCUGCAGCUGCUGUACGGUUGCGAGGAGAGCGGGGCUGUGAUUGUAUCCCGUUGCAUCACGUUGCCGUAGAACACAGUUGAAAUCGCCAGCU